AUCCGGGCUCCGUCGAAAAGCCAGUUCAGUAGCCGAAAGGUACCAAGAUGGCGGAGGCUUCCUUGGGAAGUACAAGCCCAGUUGGCUCUUUGUCAUCGGAAGAUCACGAUUUUGACCCGACGGCAGAAAUGUUGGUGCACGAUUUCGAUGAUGAGCGUACGUUAGAGGAAGAGGAGAUGAGGGAAGGCGAGUCAAGCCGGAGCUCGGAGAUCGAUGAUCUGGAGAAGGAGGGGAGCAUGCCGCUGGAAGAGCUGCUAGCGUUGUACAGAUAUGAAGCUGCAGACAGCGCUGUCGAAGGGUCCAGCGUGGACAGUUCAUCUGUAGAGCUGACCGAUGAGCUGCCCGACAUGACGUUAGAUAAAGAGGAAAUCGCUAAAGAUCUGCUCUCUGGAGACGAUGAAGAAACACAAUCCUCUGCCGAUGACCUCACACCGUCUGUGACAUCACACGAAACCAAUGAUUUCUUCCCCAGGACUCUUCGCUCGAAUGUGGUUUACGAUGGAGACAAAGAAUCUGAGGGUGAGGAUGAUGGUUUGAGUCCUGAAGACUCUCGUAAGGAGAUCAUGGUGGGAUCUGAAUAUCAGGCAGAAAUUCCUCCUCUCACAUGUUAUAGUGAUCAUGAAAAUGUGUAUGCAGAGGAAGAUCAGCUGCUUUGGCAGCCGGAUAUCUUACCCGAGCCGAAAGUCAAAAGCUUCUUGCAGGACGCUCUGAGUGGGGAUGGAAAGAUGGACGGAGAUGCCAGAUGUUCUCUGGUCAAAGACAACGAGCAGGCUUUAUAUGAGCUUUUAAAAUGCAACUAUAACAUCCGGGAAGCUCUUGAACGGUAUCGCAGCAACCUCAAAUCCUCGAAGGACGAGAUGCUCCCGUGGUCUGAAGAAGAGUGUAGGAAUUUUGAACACGCUCUUCUGUUGUACGAGAAGAACUUCCACCUCAUCCAGAAACACAAAGUGAACACACGAACAGUGGCAGAAUGUGUUGCGUUUUACUACAUGUGGAAGAAGUCCGAGCGAUUCGAAUUUUUCGUCCAGCAAAACCGAUUCGGGAAGAAGAAGUUCAACAGUUAUCCUGGCGUCACGGAUCUGAUGGACCGGUUGGUGGAUGAGGCCGAGGGUUUGGUGGAUGGAUCUGCAUCUGUGUGCUCCAGCGGCAGGAUCGAGUCUGCAACCGAACAACAGCUCAACCUGCUCAACUCCAUCACAGCCAGUGACCUCUCCGCGCUGACAAGCACAGUGGCGUCGGUGUGUAACCCCGCAGACGUCAGCUGUCUGGACUCCUACAGCUUCUCCUCGCUGGACGGCCUUCACCGCGGUCCCCUGAGCCACGAAGAGCCACUCAACUACUCCAGCGACGGAGACGGAGACUGCCUCAACCUGAUGGAGACGGGCUUCUACCACUCGGAGCUUGGGCAGAUCAGUGUGUGCGGCGAGGACUGCGAGCGGCCCCCGGCCAAGCGGAUGAAAAUGGGCCUGUCGGAGCCCUUCAUAAAUGACAGCAGGAGCCUGGCCGUGGAUUUCGAGGGCCGCACGCACCACAUCACAAGUGCCAAAAUGGCGGUAUCGGUCAGUGACUUCGGCGAGGCGGGCAGCUUCAUGGGAGCACACACACUACAUCAGCACACACCGCUGCAGUCGGAGUAACACGAGUGUGACGACGCUCACGGGACUAGCUGCAAUCCAACAUGUACAUAGGCGCAUAUUCCUUCAAAUAUUUGCUUUAUUUUGGUUUCUGAUUAUAUAUGUGUGGGUGUAUAUAUGUACAGAAUCUUUUCUUCGUUUACUAUGACAUCAGUGAUGUCUAAUUGUACAGACCUAAAUCUUGAUUUCUCAAGAGCUAAUACAGCCAUUUAUUUUCCAGUCUUGAAUUCUUCGGAAGUGUCAUAAACGUGUCCGGAUACUGUGGAAAACUUGCAUACUUUGAGCCGAGGGCCAUGUCGAUUGGCUGUCAGCUCAGCCUCUCCUCUGUGGUUCCCAUCAGUGUUUACAGGCGCCUCGGCUCAGCCUUCGUCUGAACCGCAUUUACGACCACUUCUACGUUUCGUAACGCACCAUUUUGAGCACAAGAACCCGGAAGAAGUUGACAAACUGCAAAAACAAACCUGCGAACAAUUGAAAGUGGUUCAUGCUAAUUUAUAUAUAUAUAGGCUCUAAAUACAAGAGGUAUUAUGACGCGUGUGAUUUUUAAAAUGUUUUUUUUUCUACUUCUACGCAUAUUUAUUUAGCAGUCGGUGUUUGGCUUAUUUAUUGCAAAUAUAGACCACUGGACUGCAUCAUGCUUGUUUUUGUUUUCCGAAAUGGUUUGUCUGUUGUUAUUUUUUGUGUGUGUUUCGAUAUUUGGAGAUCACUAUUUAUUGAAAAACCAUUUUGCAGGGAUUUCUGGCCAUGGGAGCAGAAGCGGCCCGCAGUUUUACCCCUCUGUUCCCUUCAGUGACUGAUUAUGCAACGUAGUAAAUGAUUUUUCUGGCACGGUGUUCGUUUGCUGCAAUCACUGACAUGACGUUCAUCUAUGCAUCGAGAGUCGCUUACGGAUGAAACGGAUCAUUUCGGACCUCGUUUGCUCAUAUUUUUUUUUUCAGCUUUUCAGAGUUUUACUUUACACUCUCUCGUAUGGCAAUAAUUUGUAAAUAUGUAGAUACCUGAACAUACCUUCCUGUUUUUUUUCUUCCUCGGCAAACAGACUUGAACAUGAAGAUUUGCUUUUGAGUCUGCGUAUGCCACAAGAAUGCCUUCUCGACUUCCUUUACUGUCCGUUCGACGCUUUUCCUCAUAAGAGAUUUACUUAAGAAGAGUUUAUUUAUUUAUUUAUUCACUCAGCUGCAAGUGAGUGUAGUGUGUUAGCAGGACGAAGAGCUUCACAGGAAGUAGCGGAGAUAGCUGAAUGUACAGUAUUUUCACAUCUUAGGGAUUUACUGAACUCGAAUGUCUCUUGGUUAAGACAGAAGCCCGGUUUGUAGUGUUGCCCUCAUUGAAUCCACCUGGAAAACGCUUUGGGAGGCGAUCUGUUGGACGGCUCUGUAAAAUCAUGUUUUUCCUCGUACCUGCAGCCAGAAUCCUUCUUAUUUUAGAUUUUAUUUUUCUGUCUUGACAUACUUGAAGGAUGUGUAUUGAUCGAUUUAAAUACAAUAUUCUCCAAUUCAGUCCUGUAGGUUGUGCAAUUCAUUCCUGAAUUGAAAAGAGCUUUAGGAAAUUGUGUUGGUGAAGUAAUUUGUCCAAAGUUUGUAUAUAUAUAUAAAAAAAAAAGUUAAUGGCUUAAAAUUGAAAUUGUUAUGUUGUGAUGGUUGUCUGCUUCCAGGGACAAAAUGUACAUUGAAAAACCUUCCCUUAACUUAUAAUGUUUUAUGCUUUUUCAUAUUCAGUUGGCUUUCAUUCUCUUUUCAUGCUUUUUGGAGGGGGAGAGUUACUAGGUAAAUUUUGAUGUAAUUAAAAUUGUGUUAAAUAGACAAUCAAAUGGCGAUUAAUAUUGGAAAAGGAAAUUAUCAUUCUUAAUGUUUGUACAUAGACACCGUUCUUGUUUCGUUUGUUUUAUUUUGUAUUUUAUGUUGUACUUAACUGGUAAACCGUUCCAGAAAUAAAGUUCUGGAGAUAUUAUAAACGUGUUAAAUGAGUUUAUCCAUAUACUCGAUUACAUUUGAUGCCUCUGGAUCUUUAUUUGCCAUAAUAAUGCAUCACAAGAUUGUCCUUAUUGUUUUUUGUUGUAAUUUGAUUUAGCUUCCUCUAAUGCUUUUACAAAUGUCUGAUAUCAAAUGUUAAUUUUAUGGAAAGAGGAACAGAUAAGUAAACACAUCAGGAAAACUUUAGUUUAGUCAGAUUUUAUUGUACAAGAAGACAUCAGAACUUACUAAGUAUUUCACUUUGAGCUGAGACACUCUAGGUAAAAACAAUAAAGGAAUAGAAAUGUG
This is a messenger RNA of Carassius auratus (goldfish), 3895 nucleotides long. RefSeq names its product mesoderm induction early response 1, family member 3 a (gene mier3a). The record is from RefSeq and is a predicted model, not a curated record. Gene Ontology annotation, molecular function: transcription corepressor activity; histone deacetylase binding. The transcript has 13 exons. Gene Ontology annotation, cellular component: nucleoplasm. Lineage: Eukaryota; Metazoa; Chordata; Actinopteri; Cypriniformes; Cyprinidae. Gene Ontology annotation, biological process: negative regulation of transcription by RNA polymerase II. Bases 48 to 1637 code for a protein of 529 amino acids.